Rotaria sp. Silwood2 is the source of this 1320-nucleotide messenger RNA. NCBI's taxonomy places the organism in Eukaryota, Metazoa, Rotifera, Eurotatoria, Philodinida, Philodinidae. The record is from the annotation of a GenBank genome assembly.
AUGGAUGUUAAUUGUUGUCCACGAAAUGAUUUUUCAUUUCCAAUGAAAAAUAGUACUAAAGAAUUUGUUUCAACUUGGCCAACCACAACAACAAUAAAUGGUAAUGGACUUAAUUCAACUAUGUCAAAUGAAAAUAUCUUCGAUCAAGAACAAAAACCUUUUCAAGAUUAUAUUCUACGUAAUACAUCGAAUAUAAUGUCAUUUGAACAAUCAUGUAUAUUACCAUUUCAACAACUUGUUUUAAAUGAUCUUCAUCCUCGAACAAAUUCAUCAAUUCUUCCAUUUUCAUUUAAUAAUGAAGCAUUACCAUUUAGUUCAAGUCAUCAAUUAAAUAUAAAUGAUGAAAAUACUCGACCACCAUGGUUACUUUCACUAACACCAACUUCACAACAACAACAACAACAAUCUAUUAUAAGAAAACAAGAUGAUACAACGGAAAAUAUUCGUCAUUGGAUUGGUGAUUUUUCUACUGAACAAACAAAUGAUAUAAAUGGUAUUCAACAAAUUCCAUUACUUUCACAAAAAGUCUUUAUUGGUGGUGUACCACGUUUUGCAACUGAAACUGAUAUUCAUGCAAAUUUUGAUCGUUUUGGCAUAUUUGAAAUUCAAUGGCCAAAAUUACAUGGUUUACAUAAAGAACAACAUCGUGAUAAUGGAUUUUUUCAUAUUGUAUUUCAUAAUGCUAAAUCUGUAUGUGCAUUAUUAGAUAAUUGUUCACGUCAAACAAAUAGUAAUGCAUGUGCAGAUUAUUUUAUACAUUUUGAAACAGCAACUGGUUCAAGAAAAACUGUUGAAAUUAUUCCAUGGAAUAUUGGAGAUAAUAAUUAUGCAUUACGACCACCACAACAACUUGAUUCAAAAAAAACGAUAUUUGUUGGAAAUCUUCAUGGUACAAUGACAGCUCGUUAUUUAUGGCGUUUAAUGGAAGAUUUAUUUGGUGGAGCUGUUUAUGCUGGAGUUGAUAUUGAUAAAUAUAAAUAUCCAAUUGGUAGUGGUCGAGUCACAUUCGAUAAUAGUUCAAGUUUUCUUCAUGCAGUAUCAACAGCUUUUGUCGAUGUUCGAACUCCACGUUUUCUUAAACGUCUUCAAAUUGAACCACAUUUACAAUAUCGAUUUUGUUCUUUAUGUAAAAUAGCUGCUGGUGAUUUAUUUUGUCGAAAUUUUGCUUGUUUCGAUUAUUUUUGUCAACGAUGUUGGCAAAAAAUUCAUAUUGGUAGUAUGUCAUCACAUAAGGCAGUGACACGUCAUUCAAAAUCAUCACAGCCAGUCUUUCAUCCAUCACAAACAAUUGGUAGUGUUAUAGGUGCAAAUGGAUUUUAA